This is a messenger RNA of Caenorhabditis briggsae, 4146 nucleotides long. The coding region runs from base 1 to 4146 and encodes 1381 amino acids. The record is from RefSeq and is a predicted model, not a curated record. Lineage: Eukaryota; Metazoa; Nematoda; Chromadorea; Rhabditida; Rhabditidae. The transcript is spliced from 7 exons.
AUGAAAGAACGCAAAGAAAUUCACUUCUUGGUGGACGCAAGUCUUCGGAUGUUCACAAGAGUCACCAAGAAAUCGACAGCGAUGGACAGAGUGUUCGAAUUUCUUCUCUAUCUUGCCAAAUCGGGUGAUCGCCAGCCAGCCUAUUGGAAGAGAGUGCACAUUCACAUUGGUGAUGAUUACUUGCCGAUAGAGGUUGGGAAAGCUGAAGAGACUCUUCGCGAUAACAAGGAGAAGAUGUUCACACUGUCAAGGACCAAGAACGACUUUACAGAUCUCUGGAAAACUGUACUUCAAGGCGACGGAACAGACAAAAAUCACUUUUUCAUUCUGACAUCUUGUGUGGAUGAAGAUACACUUGUUGACUUCAAAAACUACAAGGAUAAGCUUCUGUUUAUGGAUUUCUCCGGACAACAACUCGAUUUAACAGAUGAAUCGCACAAGAGAGUGCAUCUCGUGAGAAAGAACGAAGUGCUGAAGAGUGCCAAACUGAUCCAUAAAAAGUUCCUCAGUGAAUACAUCACAAAAGUCAACUUUGGAUUGGCUAUGAACACUGAAUUCUUGCGUGUUCCAGCUCAAAGGCAUGAAACUUUCGAAAUCGAAGAAUUGGUUCUAUUUGGAACGACCACUUACUCAGUUGUGGAAGCUCUUCCUGUGCUCUCAAAAAGCUACAUUCUGCCAAUCGACAGCUGCUAUGAUAACAAAAAGCAAAAGGUAGAAAGUGCUGUGGCAUAUGACAUCAUGAAAGACUUGCUUGGAGAGGCUGAGAUGAAAGCGUAUGCUGAAAAGAAAGCAAAGGAGAAGGAACUCAAAGAACUUGAAAAGAGCCAGCCAGAAAGUGCCGAGUCGGAAGAACAGAAAGAGGGUGCCCUCAAGACGGAAAAUUCCGAGCCAGUCACCGAAGAGAAAACAGAGGUAGCUGUCAAAGAUGUAAAAGUUGAGCCUCUUGAAGGAGAAUCUGCUAAGACGGAGGAUGCAUCUCAGGCUGAUGUUCCAGAAGCUGAAAUGACAAAAGCAGAAGUGCCAGAAGCAGAAACUCCACAACCAGAAGUUGCAAAAGCAGAAGUGCCACUAGUUGAAGCACUUCCAGAACAAGUCAAAGUCGAAGACGUUGAGCUGGCUGGGGAAGAGGAAGAGAAGCUGAAGAAAGAGUCUGAACAGAAGCCUGAUGAAAAGAAAGAGUCGGAGCCAGAGGAGGAAGAGGAGGUUGUGAUCAAAAAGCAGAGAAAGGCGCCAGCCAGAAGAAAGGUUGAAGACGAUUCCGAUGACGAUGAGGAGUACACUCCAACCAAAAAGAAGAGAGGACCAAAGAAGGGCGCAAAAUCGAGCUCUGCCAAAUCGACUCCAAGCAAAUCGACGUCAUCCAAGUCUACUCCAACCAAAUCGACACCUUCAAAGACUCCUCCUAAGCGUGGUCCAAAGAGGAAGAAGGUUGUGGUUGAAGAAGACGAGGAUCCAUCGGAUCACGAGGAACCAACGCCAAAAAGAUCCACCAGACAGUCUACUCGUAAAGCAAAUGCGGAGGCCGAGGAGGUGCAAGACAAAGAGUCAGAAGACGCUCAGAAGCAGUUUUCACAAGCCCCACAACAAGAGGUAACAGAGCCAGCCAAGACCGAGGACCCAAAUGCAGCGCCGCAGAAAGAGGGUGGUGAAACCGAGGGCAACGGUGAGAAGAAGGAAGUGCCACCGCCGGUUGUGGAUGAUCGUCCGGAGACUGUCUUAUUGGUCGCGUGUGGAAAGGAUCGCAUCACCGGAAUUUGUCGUCCUGUGAUCCUCAGACUUCACUCGGUUCUCAAAAACGACAAGACCUACUACGACGAGGAGACUCUCAAAAAGAAGCUUGAGGAAGCUGCUCAGAAGGCAAUCGAGCUUGCAGCACAGAAGGAGGCGGAAGAAGCAGCUGAAAAAGCAGCUCGAGAAGAGCAAGAAGCACUGGAUAAGAUGUUGCGGGAGGAACAGCAGGUCAACUUGGUCCGUCUUCCAAUUCCAAGACUCGAUAGGAAAAUACCUACUCCCCAAGUGACUCCAGUCCAAACACCAAGAAAGGCGAUUCCUGACACUCCAGCUAGUCCACGAAAGCGACAAUUUUUUGACACGCCGUCAGAUUUUGAUGUACCAGCGUCUCCUGAUGCACCAGCGUCUCCUGAUGCACCAGCGUCUCCUGAUGCACCAGCGUCUCCUGAUGCACCAGCAUCGCCUGAUGGACCAGCUUCUCCUGACAUCACACCAGACAAGGCACAACCCGUCAAGAUCAUUCCAACCGAAACAAUCAUUCCCGAGGAGCCUGAAGAACCGGCAUCACUUGACAGUAGAUCACAAUCAACCAUCAAAGCAAUUCCAUUGGAGCCACUUGCGACAGGUGAAUCUGAGAAAGUUGACGAGACAAUGUCAGAUGAGCCCCAAGAUCAUAUGAAGACUGAUGAGAAGCCUAUCGAUGGGCAGAAUGACUCAGGGUCCAUUGAGGAUGGCGAGAUCCAUUCAGAUUCCGCUGAAGAAUCUAUGGAAAUUGCUGACAAAUCAAAGGAUAGCGCUGACAAGUCGAAGGAUAACUCUGACAAAUCUUUGGAAGUUGUUGACAAGUCUUCAUCGUCUAAUGACGAUUCUCUCGAAAAGAACGCCACUUGCAUUAUUGAGGAUGCAGAUGUUCCCGAAGAGCCAGAAGGACUUAUCGUCACUCAACAAACGGAAGUCAAGCUGAUUCCAGUUGACAACGUUGACAACGAUGACGAAGAUGGUUUGGAUGAUGGUGAGAAGGAAGAUGAGGAAGAGCUCCAUAUUCAAGUCAUUGUGCUUCAAAUGAGUUGGAAAUCAUUCUUCUAUGGACACCUUCUUGAUGAUGAUGAAGACGAGGAAAUUGCAGAGUUUGAGGCGUAUGAGAAAGAGAUUGAUGAGCCAGCUCCAUUGUUGGAUCAUUCAAUGCUUGUCGGAUGGUACACACCUGAAGCAAUGCAGUUCUAUAUCAACAAAAUGUUCCGCGCUAUUCGAAAAUUGCACGAACGUGGAAAGCUCUUCGCUUCCGAGUACUUCAACAUGACACAAAUGGUUGCUUUCUCUCAAAAUCCAGAAAUCGCUCGUGCCUUCUCAUGGAUUCUCCGCGACGACACGGACAUGCUUGAGGAUGAUGAGUUGGAAAUUGUCGAGGGUGCUGCUCAACAGUUUGAUGCCAUGUAUCACAACAUGAAGAGAGAUGAGAUGAGGCGUCGACAACGUAUCAAUAAAAAACCACACCAACGGAACAUUGCUCGACAAAUGGCCCGUGAGCGGCAAUUGCAGGAUGCACGGCAACAAAGCAGCAACCAACAAAGACAUUCUCAAGUCUAUGGACAGUCGCAGAAGCCAGGUCAAGGACAACGCAAGUUCCAAGAUACCGGUCGACGAGGAUUUUCAACACCAUUAUCGUACGAAGAGUGCUAUCGUAAUCUGCAACUUCAAAAAGUCGAGUUUCCACCACAGCCAAAACCUGAAUUACCAGUUAAUCUCUUGGGUAAUUACGGAAAUCCUGUAAGACCACUACCAACUCCGAUUGAACCUCCUCCACUAACCGAGGAACAGCUCAAGAAGAUAAAGGAGUCCCAAGACCAUUAUGAAAGGAUGAAGGAAGCGAGUUGGUCCUCAGUUUCCCGGAGACUUGAGAUGGAAGCUGCUCAGCCAAAUGGGAAGACGCUUGACACUCAGCUGAAAGCGUUCAGAGAUAAAGCUAACGCUAAGGGUUUAGCUCGAUACCAGAAAGCUGAAAAUGCUCGCCAGAAAGAACUGGCCCGGCUUCAGAAGCUACAUCCACGUGGAGAGCAUUCCAGAUACCACCACGGACACUCACGCCACCCAGAUCAGCACCGCUAUCAGGAGCACCCACGUCAUCAUGACCGUUACCAGGAGCAUCCACGCUACCAACGCCAUCCAGAAGAUCCGCGCUACCAGGACCGAGGAGGUCGUUAUCAGGAGAGACCUCGUCUGCCACAGGAUCCAAGAUUCCCGGACCAGCCAAGACACUACGAUGAACACCGUGCACCACGUCAUCAUGAGCAUGGCAGAUAUCCGGAUCAAGGGCGUGAUCAGGAGUUCCCCCGACAGCACCACUCCGGUCCAUACAAAGGAGGACAUCGCUCGUAUAAUCGGGCUCCACACCCAUACCAUAACCAGCGUCAUUGA